GCCCUCCUUGGCAGAAUGGUGCAGGCGCACUGGUGGCUAACGAAUAGACUGGGAAUUUCUGCUUUUGUCGACAGCAGGGAACAACCCACCACUUGUUUGAACAAACUGAAUCUCUCUCACUGCUAAAUAUUUAUCUGACGUAGCGUCGCUGGACGGAGGAAGGUACGAGGAAUCCACCACGGCUAUCAGACGAUAAUAAUAAACAUCAUCGUCGUCUGCUAACAUUAGCAGACAGACGACCUGAGGACUGCGUUAAUAUUUACAAGUGGCGUCCACCUUCUGUGAGUCAGCCGAGAGACUUCCUCAGCUAAAGAGGCAUGCGGUCAUCAGAGCAGCGUGGGCAGGCCUGACUCAUACAACAAUGGAGUCCUCAUCUGAGUCCCAACAGGAGCCCGAGAAAACUUUGCAUCAUGCAGAGUUGAGGGAGCAUCUUAUCACCUCCGCUGCCGUAGUGCACAGCGAUGACUCCGUCCUUCUGACCCCAGGCAGGAUGAGCCAGCGGCAGGUGAAGGAGAGGGACAAGGAGAAGGAGGCAGGCCUCCAAACCCCCAGCAGAGAGCACAUCAGCACACCCUCCACCCUCAGCCCAGGGGUCAGCUACAGCCAUGGUUUUGAGAGAGGGAAGGAGGACCUCCUUCCUCUGCCUUUAAAGGAGGACUCCAAUUCCAUAUCUAAGAGUAAGUCUGAAACCAAGCUGUACAAUGGCUCAGACAAGGAUGUGUCGGCAUCUGGAGGGAAGCUCACCAAGAAGGAGUCUCUCAAGGUGCAGAAGAAGAACUACAGAGAAGAGAAGAAGCGGGCCACCAAGGAGCUGCUCAGCACCAUCACAGAUCCUUCGGUCAUCGUCAUGGCYGACUGGCUGAAGAUCCGUGGCACGCUAAAAAGCUGGACCAAGUUGUGGUGCGUCCUGAAACCUGGUGUCCUGCUGAUCUAUAAGACUCACAAAAACGGGCAGUGGGUGGGAACGGUGCUGCUCAACGCCUGCGAGCUGAUCGAGAGGCCGUCCAAGAAGGAUGGCUUCUGUUUCAAACUCUUUCACCCACUGGAGCAGUCCAUCUGGGCCGUCAAGGGUCCUAAAGGAGAAGCAGUGGGCUCCAUUACGCAGCCGUUACCCAGCAGCCACCUCAUCUUCCGCGCUGCCUCUGAGUCUGAUGGCCGAUGCUGGAUGGACGCCUUAGAGCUGGCCCUGAAGUGCUCCAGYCUGCUGAAGAGGACCAUGAUCCGCGAGGGGAAGGAGGACAUGAGCACAGUCUCCACUAGUGGAGAACACUCCAUUAACUUCUACAGCCUCCUCAGAGCUCACAACAUUCACGGCUUUCAGUUUAAUGACAGCGACCAUCUGAAAGAUGUGGACCUGUACUCGGACAAAUCAGACAGGGAAGGAGAACCGGACCAUGAGGAGUCGGACCCGGAGAACCUGGAAAAGAGUGAAGAGAGCGACAGUGACACGUCGGAGCGCCAGGAUGACUCGUACAUUGACCUGGACCCUAAUGAACAUCUGUGUGAGACCCCAUACAUGGAACAGUCUCAUGAGGAGUUAGGAGAGGCUGGUGAGGCUGCACAGACCGAAACCGUAUCAGAGGAGAAUAAAUCUCUCAUCUGGACCCUGUUGAAGCAAGUUCGACCCGGCAUGGAUCUGUCCAAGGUUGUACUGCCCACAUUCAUCCUGGAGCCAAGAUCCUUCCUGGACAAGUUGUCUGACUACUACUAUCAUGCCGACUUCCUGUCAGAAGCUGCAGUUGAAGAGAAUGCCUACGACCGGAUGAAGAAGGUGGUGAAAUGGUACAUCUCUGGAUUUUACAAAAAGCCAAAGGGGCUGAAGAAGCCUUACAACCCCAUCAUUGGGGAGACGUAUCGCUGCAUGUGGCUCCAUCAGAAGACAAACAGCAAAACCUUUUACAUCGCCGAACAGGUGUCCCACCACCCGCCGGUGUCAGCCUUCUACGUCAGCAACAGAAAGGACGGGUUCUGCCUCAGUGGCAGCAUCCUCGCCAAGUCCAAGUUCUACGGAAACUCCCUGUCAGCCAUAUUAGACGGUGAGGCUCGUCUCACUUUUCUCAAUCGAGGGGAGGACUACGUGAUGAACAUGCCCUACGCUCACUGUAAAGGCAUACUUUACGGGACCAUGACGCUGGAACUUGGAGGUCAGAUCACUGUUGCAUGUGAGAAAACAGGCUACAGCGCUCAGCUUGAGUUCAAACUAAAGCCAUUUCUGGGCAGCAGCGACUGCGUCAAUCAGAUCUCUGGGAAGAUCAAGCUGGGAAAGGAGGUGCUGGCGACACUGGAGGGUCACUGGGAUAGUGAGAUCUUCAUCAACGAUAAGAAAACCGGGACCGUGGAGACUUUCUGGAACCCAACACCUGAGCUGAGGCAGAACAGGCUGAUACGCUACACCGUCCCACCAGAGGAGCAGGGGGAGUUUGAGUCAGAGAGACUGUGGCAGCACGUGACCCGAGCCAUCAUCAACAAGGACCAGACUGAAGCCACCAAUGAGAAGUUCAUCCUGGAGGAAGCUCAGAGGAAAGCAGCCCGCGAGCGUAAAGCUAAAUGUGAGGACUGGGUUCCCGCCUUGUUUGAGCAGGACCCCAUCACUGGAGAGUGGCAUUACAAAUAUGCUGACACAAGGCCUUGGGAUCCCCUCAACGACCUGAUCCAGUUUGAGAGYGAUGGCUGCAUCCAGACCAAGGUUCGACACCGCACCCCUAUGGUACGUUCUGGCAGUCUUAUUAGUCUGAGUAACCAGGGGCAACGGAGGGACAAUUGCAAGUGCCAGGUAACGGUGCCAAAGAGGAAACACAAGAGCGAGAAGCCCAAGAGCCCAGAGAGCGGCUGCUCUUCACCUGAACUCGACCGCCAAGACUCGUCUGGCAGUGAGCGACRCAAAAGCAAACACAACAGCCGUCUGAGGAAGAAAGGUGCCGACCUCAGUGAACUUCAAAGUGCCAUUGAAUCUAUAAAGCAGACCCAGGAGGAUAUCAACAGGAGCAUCGUCGUGCUGCGGAGUCGUGCCGUCGGCCGAACGGARAGCGGCUCCUUCCUCCAGCAGCGCGACUUCGUCAUCAUCGUUUUCCUCAUCGCCCUGCAGGUCCUCAUCAACUACAUUUUCAAGUAGCAGCCGCACACGUCCAAACUCCCUCCUCCUGUCUUUCUGUAACACAAACAAAUCUUUACUUAAAGAGACUUUAAAAAAAGAACAUAUUUAUUUGUWAGCAGCUCUGAGAAGAUCCACUGAUUUCAAAGAAAAGAGAAGCAAAGAAGUUCCUGAAAAAAGACGCGACAAAUUCUCUACUGCCACUUAGAGCUCGUCGCAACAGAUGUUUUUUAACUGUUUUUUUUGUUGUUUUUUUAAUUUUAUUUUGUUUUAAGUUCACAUUUCAGCUCAAAUAGCAGGGGACCUUUUAACACAGAGAAAACCUGGACUCUAAAUACAUGAMAAUGCUUAAAAAGAUAUCGUUUACUUUGAAUGCUUUUUUUUAAUACUUGUUUUUUCUCUUGGAACAAAAAGCAAACAUAAGGGAAA
Messenger RNA from Austrofundulus limnaeus, 3520 nucleotides. It is a transcript of the gene osbpl8, whose product is annotated as oxysterol binding protein-like 8. NCBI's taxonomy places the organism in Eukaryota, Metazoa, Chordata, Actinopteri, Cyprinodontiformes, Rivulidae. Gene Ontology annotation, molecular function: cholesterol binding. The record is from RefSeq and is a predicted model, not a curated record. Gene Ontology annotation, cellular component: membrane; cortical endoplasmic reticulum; cytosol. Bases 362 to 3112 code for a protein of 916 amino acids. The transcript has 24 exons.